UUUAGAUGACUACCGCAAAAAAUUCAAAAUUAGAAAGGUUAAUAAAUCCACGUACCCAAAAUACCCAUGAACGAUUUCAGGCAAAUCAAUACCGUUGCGAGAGUGUAUAUUUGCUGUCCAACUCUCAAAAUAGACGUAGUUCUCCAAAGGAACCCAGUAAGAAGCGCGGUCAAUGUAGUAACACAUGCUUGAUACGCGCCCCCAAUAGCGAUGGACCCACAUGGCGGCAGCUGCGCAAAGAUCAAUCGGACAAGGAUAAUAGCGAUCAUUACAUACUCAUUACCGAGGACUACACGCAGCCUGCCAUGCAACUUAACCCCUGCCUGGACGCUGUUUUCUGCGAUAUUCUGAGCUCAUCUCGGCAGCAACAGCUGCAAAUGUCGGGACUGGCGACGCCGAGUAUUCGCGGCACUCGGCUCAGCAUUUGUGUGGAGCACACACGGUUUCCGCUCGUUGGAAGAAUAAGUAAAAGUAUGGGUUUCCAGCAUGUCCCCGAGCACCGGCUAUGGAACGUGCAAUGGUGUGAUGCCUCGCCGCAUAUUGAUUUAUUCAAGGCGAUGAAACGCUUUCAGCAGAUAAACCAUUUUCCGGGCAUGUCCGAGAUCUGCCGAAAGGAUAUGUUGUCCCGCAACCUUAACCGUAUGCUGAAAAUGUAUCCGGGCGACUAUCGCAUCUUUCCAAAGACAUGGCUUCUCCCAACAGAUGUUUAUGACGUGGCUUUAUAUGCAAGCAAACAUCGGCGCACAUUCAUCCUGAAGCCGUAUUCAGCGGGACAGGGUCGAGGCAUUUGGCUUACUAAUGAUCUGAGUACGGUGGGCAAGCGUGAGAAGCUUAUUUGUCAGACCUAUAUAGAAAAGCCGCUCCUCAUCGAUGGCUACAAGUUCGAUCUGCGCGUCUACACACUGGUCACCUCGGUGGACCCACUGCGUAUCUUUGUCUACAACGAAGGGUUAGCGCGCUUUGCCACUAACAAGUACGUAGCUCCGACCCUAGGUAACAGCGACAACCUGUUCAUGCACCUUACGAACUAUUGCCUUAAUCGGCGCAACUCACAAUACGAGAUAGGUCGCGGUGAUGACUGCGGUAGUAAGCGCAAGCUUAGUGGCUUCAACAAGUGGCUUAGGGAGCACAACUACGAUGUAGAUGAAUUCUGGGCCAGCGUCGACGACGCCAUUAUCAAGACAGUUAUCAGCGCAUGGCCGGUUCUUAGGCACAAUUAUCAUGCGUGUUUUCCGCGUCACGACAAAAUUCAGGCGAGUUUCCAGCUGCUCGGUUUUGAUAUUUUGGUAGACUGGAAGCUGAAGCCUUACAUACUAGAAGUAAAUCAUGCGCCCAGUCUGGCUGCAGAUGAGACAGUUGAUCAUGAUGUAAAGCGUCCACUCAUACGUGACACGCUCAAUUUGCUGGCUACGGUGUUGGUAGACAAAGAACAGAUCAUACGGGAGGACCGUGCCGAGAUGCGAAAGCGUCUGAUGCGUCAGGUAUGCAAUCGCCGGAAUAGAAUCCCAACGUUACCAGCGACCAAGGAACAGAAUCAAAAGCACGAGGUGAAGCAAGCGUGCUCGAUGGGCUCGCUAGCCCAGCAGAUUGCCUGGGAGGAAAGCCACCUAGGGAACUAUAGACGCGUCAUGCCACCUUCGGACUCGGACAAGGCCAACUACUAUUGCAAAUUUUACGACCAGACCAAGCAGAUCGUUAUGUUCGCCGACACAGCAGCCAGUAGACAGCGAGAACAGCUCACACGCAUACAAAUAGAGAAACACAAGCUGCAGCAGCAGCAGGAACAGCGCCAACAAAACCCAAUUGCGCCGCAGCGCCGCGUCGCAGAGCAGCAUUCGCGCCCCAGCGCCAAACAGCAGACGGAGUUGCUGACCAAACGAGGCCUGGACUGGAUCGAGAAAAAAUUAGCGCGUAUGAAACCUAUGUUGGUGGGAGCGCGAACACUUUCCAAGGCUAAUGAGGAACUGCGUCAAAGUUUGCUGGAGCAGGAGGAACAGGCUCGAAAGAAGCGCAAACUUAUCUGCAAACAGGCGUUUAUAGCUAAGCAGAUCAUGGAGCAGAAGCAGCAGCUAUUGCUGCGGGACGGGUCCAAGGAGAGAUUGGGCAUCUGGCAGACUCUACAACGGCAGAGCGAUGUAGUCACCCCGCAGCGCAAGCCUACCAAAGGACGUAAAGGGCGACAUGGACGGCGUAAGUCUCGCCGACAACAUUUACUAGACCUCGAUGCCCAGGGCGACGUCUUAUUCAUGAAGACACACGCGAUAAAACCGCCAGCGACUCCUGUCUAUUCUAACGCAAAGAAUUCGGAUACAAAAUUGAUCAAGAGACUAAAUAAAAGUGAAAGAGAGGAAACCGCAUUAGUAGUCAGUAGGAAAACACGACGUGCGAAAAGCACAUGUAGCCGUCAGGACGUAGAAAAGCAGAGAACCAAAAAUGUCAUCAAGCGAAGUCGCAGCCAAACAAUGACCGCACCGAAAUAUGAAACAUUGAAAGGAAGCUCGAGCUUAUAUUCUAGCUCCACCACUCAAUCGAUCCACUCGAGGACCCCAAAACGCAGAAAAAGACUUAGGCGUACUCAGAGCAGUCAAGAGGCGAAUUGGCAGCCCGUGCCUAUAAUCGAGUCAGAUGAGAAGAAACAGCUUCAGUGGCGAAUGGAACGUAGCAUAGAAUUGGAAGGCUGGCAGAUCAGAAAGGUGCUUUUUAAUCAAAUGUAUCAGGCAGGGCAUUUGUCAAAGAACGACAUUAGAAAGUUUCCUAACUUGUUGUACAACAUACUAAAAAAAAAAGUUGCGACUAAUACUUGUAGAGCACCAAUAAAUCUGUCGCAAUAAUUGAUUUACUCACA
Scaptodrosophila lebanonensis is the source of this 2845-nucleotide messenger RNA. RefSeq names its product tubulin polyglutamylase TTLL13 (gene TTLL6A). Bases 6 to 2831 code for a protein of 941 amino acids. Lineage: Eukaryota; Metazoa; Arthropoda; Insecta; Diptera; Drosophilidae. The record is from RefSeq and is a predicted model, not a curated record. The transcript is spliced from 4 exons. Gene Ontology annotation, molecular function: tubulin binding; tubulin-glutamic acid ligase activity. Gene Ontology annotation, cellular component: cilium. Gene Ontology annotation, biological process: microtubule cytoskeleton organization; protein polyglutamylation.